Messenger RNA from Sorex araneus (European shrew), 835 nucleotides. RefSeq names its product lin-7 homolog B, crumbs cell polarity complex component (gene LIN7B). The record is from RefSeq and is a predicted model, not a curated record. The coding region runs from base 125 to 748 and encodes 207 amino acids. The transcript has 6 exons. Gene Ontology annotation, molecular function: L27 domain binding. Lineage: Eukaryota; Metazoa; Chordata; Mammalia; Eulipotyphla; Soricidae. Gene Ontology annotation, biological process: maintenance of epithelial cell apical/basal polarity; neurotransmitter secretion; protein localization to basolateral plasma membrane. Gene Ontology annotation, cellular component: basolateral plasma membrane; cell-cell junction; synapse.
GAGCCCCCGCACGCCCUACCGCGCCUCCGCAGGGGCCGCCCGGCGCCCGGGGCGUGGCCUCGUGCGGCGCCGCCCCUGUCGCCGGCGACCGGGCAGGCGGGCGGCUCGCAGCGGCGGCUCCGACAUGGCUGCGCUGGUGGAGCCGCUGGGGCUGGAGAGGGACGUGUCGCGGGCGGUGGAGCUGCUCGAGCGACUGCAGCGCAGCGGGGAGCUGCCCCCGCAGAAGCUGCAGGCCCUCCAGCGAGUCCUGCAGAGCCGCUUCUGCUCCGCCAUCCGAGAGGUGUAUGAACAGCUCUAUGACACCCUGGACAUCACGGGCAGCGCUGAGAUUCGGGCCCACGCCACGGCUAAGGCGACAGUGGCAGCCUUCACAGCAAGUGAGGGCCAUGCACACCCCAGGGUGGUGGAGCUGCCCAAAACAGAUGAGGGCCUGGGCUUCAACAUUAUGGGGGGCAAGGAGCAGAACUCCCCCAUCUACAUCUCCCGUGUUAUCCCUGGAGGCGUGGCUGACCGCCACGGAGGCCUGAAGCGCGGUGACCAGCUGCUGUCCGUGAAUGGUGUGAGCGUGGAGGGGGAGCAGCAUGAGAAGGCGGUGGAGUUGCUCAAAGCAGCGCAGGGCUCCGUGAAGCUGGUGGUGCGGUACACGCCACGCGUGCUGGAGGAGAUGGAGGCACGCUUCGAGAAGAUGCGCUCGGCCCGCAGGCGCCAGCAGCACCAGAGUUACACGUCGCUGGAGUCCCGAGGCUGAAAGUGUCGCAGAUCUAGACCCCAUCUGUCCUUCCCUGUACAGUAUUUAUUGCCACCAGCUCCUUAUUUAAAGAUCUUGGAACCAUCA